This is a messenger RNA of Daucus carota subsp. sativus, 955 nucleotides long. RefSeq names its product 25.3 kDa vesicle transport protein SEC22-1-like. Gene Ontology annotation, molecular function: SNAP receptor activity. The transcript is spliced from 6 exons. Gene Ontology annotation, cellular component: endoplasmic reticulum membrane; SNARE complex; Golgi membrane. The record is from RefSeq and is a predicted model, not a curated record. NCBI's taxonomy places the organism in Eukaryota, Viridiplantae, Streptophyta, Magnoliopsida, Apiales, Apiaceae. The coding region runs from base 159 to 815 and encodes 218 amino acids. Gene Ontology annotation, biological process: endoplasmic reticulum to Golgi vesicle-mediated transport; retrograde vesicle-mediated transport, Golgi to endoplasmic reticulum; vesicle fusion with Golgi apparatus.
AUGGAAACGAAAUGAAAGAAUGAACGAGUACCAAAAUAGAAAACUGGGAAUAGCCAUCAAAUAAAAACCCUAAGAAAUCUCAUCCUUUACAAUUGUGCUCUUCUCUCAGCUCAGAUCGUUGAAUUCCAUUAGAAUUACUAGCUGAGAGCUGUUAAAGGAUGGUAAAGUUAACGAUGAUUGCUCGUGUCACUGAUGGUCUCCCACUAGUGGAGGGUUUGGAUGAUGGCCGUGAUGUUCAGAAUGCUGAUAUCUACAAACAACAAGUCAAGGCUUUGUUUAAGAACCUUUCAAGAGGUCACAAUGAAGCUUCAAGAAUGUCUGUUGAAACUGGCCCCUUUAUGUUCCAUUAUAUAAUUGAAGGGCGUGUCUGUUACUUGACAAUGUGUGAUCGUGCUUAUCCAAAGAAACUCGCCUUCCAAUACUUGGAAGAUCUUGCUAACGAAUUUGAGCGUGUUAAUGGGAGUCAAAUUGAAACUGCUGCGAGACCUUAUGCUUUCAUAAAAUUUGAUACGUUCAUUCAGAAAACAAAGAAACUGUAUCAGGACACAAGAACCCAGCGUAACAUUUCAAAGCUAAAUGAUGAACUCUAUGAAGUUCACCAAAUAAUGACUCGUAAUGUACAGGAAGUUCUUGGUGUUGGUGAAAAGCUAGAUCAGGUCAGUCAAAUGUCCAGCCGGUUGACAUCAGAGUCUCGCAUAUAUGCUGAUAAAGCAAAAGAUUUGAAUCGACAGGCUUUGAUCCGGAAAUGGGCCCCUGUUGCAGUUGUCUUGGGAAUAGUCAUCCUCCUGUUUUGGGUCAGGAAGAAGAUUUGGUGAUCUUCCAUAUGUUUGCACUGCUAGAAUGAUCACCCUGCUUUUAAUCCUGCACGCUAGAUUGACUGUUUUAAAUCUAUAGAAGCCAGAGAUUUUGUAUUGGUAUAUGAUUCGACUUUAGUUAAAGGAUUCAGUUCAAAUAC